AUGGUCCAGCUGUUUGCAUUUUUCGUGGGCAUAGCAGUUUGCAGCGCAGGAGACUUCCAAGCUGAUCAAGCCGACUUGUGCAAAGGCCUCGCAGCGGAUGAAGAGUCACUUCAGCUGCUCCAGCGGAGCGCUAGGAGCAAGGCGCAGGAGUCUGCACAUGCUCUCCUCGAACAUGAAGCAGACCCCAAGUUCAGGAUUUUCCAGCCCUCCGCCUUCUUCAGGGAGAGCUUGCAGCAGCUCCGGGUUUUCUUUUCGCUGAAUGCCACGAGUCUAGCGGCCGGCAAUGAAACCACGCAAAAAGAGCUGCGGCGGGCUGGGGCAAGCAGCUUUGCUACUGGGGCCUUGCAGUACCUGAGUCUGCUGGAUAGCGAGCUACGAAGAGCGCAGCCUGCAUCGCUGGUAAUUGGUUUGUGGGUCCUGGGCUUCAGCAGCUUCCUCUGCUACAUGCUGUCCUCAGUGGGCAGGACUCGGUCGGAGGAUGGGGCCAAGGGGGAUGCAACAUUGGAGUCGGCCUUGUCGGCAAGCUGGCGGAACUUCAGUUUCACCUGGAUGGAUGGCGUCCAUAUCCCCAAGAGAGGCCUAAGCUGCGGCGCUAUGCGCUCAGCUUGGGUCAUGGAGGAGAAGAAGGGUUCUGAGGCGAGCCUGCGGAGAGCACUUCUCAGAGUUGUUGGCGGCUGGGACGUGUUGGCCUGUUCUUGGUCAGUGGCACUUUUGGAGUCCGUCGGCCUGGUGUUGGCCUUGGAUGUUCUGCUGAGCUUGGACCGCUCCGGCAAGCCGCUGCAUGUGACAACCAUGGUAAUCAUGCUACUAUUUGUAGCCCCGCUGCUUCACCGCUACCUCAGCGCGGUUCUUGCCAUGCUGGACGGCAAGGUUGCCUUCGUUGCGGCAGACCUGUCGUCAUUGAUCUUUGAGAAGGCUUUGAGACUGCCAAUCGGCUCGAUGUAUCAUAGCCACGUGGGAGAUUCUGGCUUUGCAGCCAGUGGAAGUAGCGUCGCCAAAACCAUGGUAGCCGCCGUCACAACCGAGUGGCAGCGAUUAUUGAAAACCCUGGCGUUGAUGACUGCAGCUCCCAUCUCAGUGCUUGCGCUCCUGCUUCUGAUGAUGCUGCACAUGCGUACAGUGAGCUUCAUUUGCAUGAGUUCCCUGAUUCCGGGCUCCAUCAUUGCCUUUCUGGUGGUGAAGUCUGCCAUUUCUUUCCGCAACGAGUACUUGUCCUGGCAGGGCGAAAGGCGGCGCUGCCUCGGGGCCCUAACUUCGAGGGACCCGCAGCUGCUGGAGAGGAUUCAGCAUGCCAGGGACCGGGAACUGGAUGCGAACCAAUGGUAUUCUGUGAUGCUGGGCUUGCUGGUUGCCAACUUGCACUUGAUGGUGUGGAUCAUUGUGGUGGCCAGCAUAUACCUCAGCCUCUUGCAUCAAGAGACCUCGGCGAGGAAGAUGUGGGUGGUGCUUCAGUGCGUCACCUCAUUGCAGGCCUCCACAAGUCUGGGGCUCGCGGGGCUGCGCCGCGCGCUGGCGGUGCCCGGCGUGCUGCACAGCGCGGAGAUCUUCCUCCGGCAGCCGGAGAUGCCGCCGCCCGUGCCACUGCCACAGAGCGGUACGCCUAUUGCCCGCAUCUCUGGAAGCUUCAGCUACGAGGAAGAAGGCCCGGCGGUGCUGAACUUGGAGCUGGCCCUCACCAAGGGCGAGCGCUUGCUGGUGCUGGGCCCGCCCGGUGCAGGCAAGAGCGCGCUGCUGCAGGCAUUCUUGGGGGAGCUUUUCCCUUGCGGCCUCUCCUGUGUAGCUUGUGCCUCACGGUCCUACUGCGCUCAGAAGCCAUGGAUCGUGAAGGGUACGGCCCGUGAGAACAUUUUGCUCGAGGAUGCGGCUUCGGCUCAGGAGGUUGCGAAGCUGGACGUGCGAACGGCAGACCUGAUGCACUUGGGCAUCAGCAGUUCUUUGGACUCGCCAGUGGACGGCAAUGACUGCGUGCGAAUUAUGCUGGCGAGGCUCCUGCAUGCACGCCCGCCUGAGCUGAUUCUUGUGGAUGAUGAUAUUCUGGCAGAGUUGCCUGAGCAAGAGGCAGAGGAGGUUCUGGAGGCCUUUCUGGCCGCUUCGUCUUCUGCCUGCAUCGUGGCGAGCUCGCGGCCCUUGUGCCCGCACCGCUUCGACCGGGUGUUGCAGCUGCGUGGCGGCUGCAUCGAAGGCCAAACACAGGCCCAGCCAGAAACUGAAGCCUCCGCUCGGGCGAUGCAGCCACUGGCCGUGCUGGGAAACGCAUUGGAGAUGGCUCAGAGGCCAGAGGAUUGGCGAAUCGGAGAAAGCCGCCAGACCUGUCCCUCUUCCAGCUUGCCCUGGUGUGGCUCCAGAACAGCGGCGCUUGCAACCUUUGGCUUUGCGCCAUUCUGGUGCUACUUCAGCGACUAG
Molecule: messenger RNA, 2403 nt
Organism: Effrenium voratum
Lineage: Eukaryota; Dinophyceae; Suessiales; Symbiodiniaceae
Source: the annotation of a GenBank genome assembly